Messenger RNA from Gekko japonicus, 1626 nucleotides. Its product is annotated as ras-associating and dilute domain-containing protein-like. NCBI's taxonomy places the organism in Eukaryota, Metazoa, Chordata, Lepidosauria, Squamata, Gekkonidae. The transcript is spliced from 9 exons. Gene Ontology annotation, cellular component: microtubule. The record is from RefSeq and is a predicted model, not a curated record. Gene Ontology annotation, biological process: substrate adhesion-dependent cell spreading; neural crest cell migration. The annotation marks the transcript as partial. Gene Ontology annotation, molecular function: GTPase binding.
AUGGUUGUACUCAAGCCGCAGAAAGAGGCACGAAACCAGGAUCCAGCAUCCCUUUCCCGUUUCACCAUCGCGGAUCUGCUGCCGGACCUGCAGCACGUUAUCUUCUGGAUGUCUAACGCCAUUGAAAUCUUGUACUUUGUCCAGCAGAAAUCCCCCGUCUACAUCCAGAACAUGGAAGAGGAGAUAGACAUCAAAGGUUCGAAGGAAUCGCUUUUUUCCUUAACGAUCACAACCAGCGAGGAGGCCAUGACCGUUCUUGAGGAAGUCAUCAUGUAUACCUUUCAGCAGUGUGUCUACUACAUAUCCAAGUCACUGUACGUCUCUCUCCCCAUCCUGCUGGAAUGCAACCCGUUCCAGAGCGAAGGCCGCGACGGCUGGCUGGCCUCCCCUCCGCUGCCCGAAGAAAUCCGCAAGGUUGUGGUGAUCUACCAGGCCACCCUGGACCUCCUCCACCAGUACAGCGUCCACCCGGAAAUCGCCUCCCAGAUGUUUGCCUACCUCUUCUUCUUCUCCAACACUCUGCUCUUCAACCAGCUCAUGGAAAAAGGCUCCUCAUUGGGCUGCUUCCACUGGUCGAAAGGGGUGAGGGUCCGGGCCACCCUGCGGCUCCUCCUGGAGUGGGCCCAGAGCGUGGGCUUCGGCCAACUGGCGGACCAGUUCUUCAGCAAGCUCUCCAGCGUGGCUAGCCUGUUGGCCAUGCCGAAUUCGCAGCUGGUCCAGUUGACCUGGCCCAUGCUGAGGACGGAAUUCCCAGCCCUGAACGCUGCUCAGCUUCACCACAUACUGACCCAGUACCAGGCCUCCUCCGAUGUGGGAUGCGUACCCGGCUGGCAGCCCGGCAAGGAGGAUAGCCUGGGGGCCUUCAGGACAGAUGACAUCCUGGAGUCGUUCGACAACCACCCCCCGAUCAUGUUGCCCAGCGGGGGGUUCAAGGUGGACCUGGAGGUGGAACACCUGGACGACAACAUCUACCGCCAUCUCCUCUACAUCCGUCACUUCCUGUGGAGCCUGCGCAGCAAAAGCCCCCACCCCAGCGACUCGCCGGAAGCGGAACCCCCCAAGACGGAAGCAGUCAGCUGCCAAACCACUCCCCGUGCAGCUUCAGAGACUCCACCGGCUUUGCCACCACUGGGAAACUCCCUCGGCCGGGCGAACUGCAGGCGGCCUACGAGUUGUGCGGAGCCAAGAGUGGAAGGGAGUCUCCCUGCGGUCACGGGCACCAACGGACCUGCCCGGGAUCACGACCUCUGCGAGACGCAUCUCCGGGAGAGCCUCCAGCAGGUGCACCACCAGGCACAGCAGGGCAAGGCCAGCACCAAGCCAGCUGCAAUCACGGGCGACGUCUCUUGCUUGCUGACCCCGCCAAACACGCCCCUAACCUCUGACCCCACAAGUCUCAGCUUGACUCCCGAGGGCAUCCCUGGGAAACCCGGUGCAGAUCCUCGUCGGAACGGGCUCAGCGGCACCAAAACCACAAGCCCUGAAGGCUCUUCACCGACCCCAUAUGACUUCCCCACUCCGGCCUCCUCUAGCCGCAGCUCGGCAACGGACGACUUCUGCUACGUCUUUGUGGUGGAACUCGAAAAGGGGCCCAUCGGCCUGGGCAUGGGGCUGAUCGACGGCCUG